Molecule: messenger RNA, 3304 nt
Organism: Sycon ciliatum
Lineage: Eukaryota; Metazoa; Porifera; Calcarea; Leucosolenida; Sycettidae
Product: sushi, von Willebrand factor type A, EGF and pentraxin domain-containing protein 1-like
Exons: 15
Coding region: 263-2656 (797 amino acids)
Source: RefSeq, a predicted model, not a curated record
AAGCGAUAAUAAGUUGACGAGAUUACCGGCUAACGUCCUUGACAGCCUUACAAACCUAACGGAAUUGCUAUUAGAGGGCAAUCAAUUAACAGUCCUUCCUAAUAAUGGUUUGAAACAGCUUGUUAAUCUUCAGAUACUUGAUAUCCGUUAUAACAACAUAUCUGAUUAUCGGCUAUGUGCCCUCCUCCCAAGAAGGGAUAUUGUAGAAUUCAACUAUUUGAAAAGACAUCCGCUCCAUCAUCUCAACGAAUCCUUCUGUUCCAUGAGCUGUUCUAAGACACCAAAUCCGGUCUGUGAAGGGCUAACAUUUUGUACCGGUGCUCUCUCUAACUACACAUGUAAUCUUGCAUGUCCAGCCCUAACUAUAUCGCAGGCUAUAUUCAACACAACGUCUCGGCUUAUCGGUGACUCAGUGAACGUCAACUGUAUGUCCGGUCAUCAACUUGUCGGUCCACAAGACGUGAUUUGUAUGAAGGGACUAAUCUGGUCAAGGUUACCUUCUUGUCAGGUCAUCACAUGUCCAGCUACUCCAUCAAUUGCUAAUGGUCACUUCAGUACAGUGCCUUCUAGCUUUACAAUUGGAGGUACAGCAAACAUAUCAUGCUUUCCAGGAUACCAGCGAACAGGGGCAGCAGCAAUCACCUGUGGUACUAGUGGACAAUGGCCAACAAGAGAUUCUCUUCCAUCAUGCACAUUGAUAUCCUGCACUUUGCCCAGCCCACCUUCCAAUGGCUUUAUUGUUAGCAGCUCUAAAUCUCCUGCUGGUGUGACGGUCUUUGCCUGCAAUAAAGGCUAUGAACUGAUGGGCAGCAGUGUCACUGUGUGCUCGACUAAUGGUGAUUUAUCACACCCAACGCCAGCAUGUGCAAUGAUAUCCUGCGCUGUUCCCAGCCCACCUUCCAAUGGUUUAAUUGUUAGCAGUUCUACUUCUCCUAAUGGUGUGACCGUCUUUGCAUGCAACAAAGGCUAUAAACUGACGGGAAGCAGUGUCACUGUGUGUUUGACGAAUGGAACGUUAUCAAACCCAACGCCAACAUGUGCAAGAGUCGUUUGUUCAUUUUUGACACAUCCAAGAAAUGGUUCAGUCUCGCCUGGUCAUAACAAUUUCCAAGCAAUUCGAAACUACACUUGUAAUGAAGGUUUCAAAGUGGUGGGAUUUGCCACAACUAUAUGUCUACUGCAAGGAGUUUGGUCUGCACCUCCGCCAACUUGCCAACACAUCACAUGUCCAGCUGCUCCACCGUCGAUAGCUAAUGGUUACAUCAGCACAGUGCCUUCUAGUUUUUUGGUCGGAGGUACAGCAAACAUAUCAUGCCUUCCAGGAUACCAGCGAACAGGGGCAGCAGUAAUCACCUGUGACAAGGGCGGAGAAUGGCCUUCUAGUAAAUCUCUUCCAACAUGCACGAGAGUCACUUGUUCGCCUUUGAUUCAACCAUUGAAUGGCCUAGUGUCACCUGGAGCUCACGAUUUCGAUGCAAUUCGAACAUACACUUGUAACCAAGGAUACACAUUGGUUGGUUCGCCUACAACUAAAUGUGUUCUGGAUGGAGUGUGGUCUGCACCUGAACCAACCUGCCAAAGAGUCACUUGUUUGCCUUUAACGCAUCCAACAAAUGGGCUCGUAACGCCGGGUGAUAACAAUGUCAAUGCAAUUAGAAACUACACAUGUAUCAAAGGGUUCACAUUGGUUGGUUUUCCGUCAACUACAUGUCUUUCGAACGGAGUUUGGUCCACACAUCAACCAACCUGCCAGCGAGGAAAUUGUACGCCUUUGACGCAUCCAAUGAAUGGGUCUGUGUCCUCGGGAACCGACAAUUUCGAAGCAAAUCGAUCCUACACUUGUAACAGAGGAUACACUUUGGUUGGUGUCGCUACAACUACAUGUCUUCUCAAUGGAGUUUGGUCUGCACCUCAACCGGCUUGCCAACCUUCAACAACAUGCCCAGCACUGCAAUUUGAGAACGGAGUCACUCCUGCACAAAAUACAAGAGUCGGUGAAGCUGUCGAAGUUGAAUGCGCUAAAGGAUACCAACUCAAAGGUAGAAGCUUCAUUGUCUGCCUGUCAAGUGGACAAUGGUCAGAUACUCCGCUCUGUACUGAGCACACUACAGAGACGAAUGCGGAGAAGAAGGCUAGUUGGCUGGGACAAUCUACAAGUUGGAUCAUAAUUGGAGCUGUUUCAGCGCUCGUUUUGCUUCUAUUGUGCUUCGUCAUCAUCUGGAAACGAGCUGUAUCACGUGAUAAGAGCCUGCCCUCCUCUUUUGCUUACGACGGACCCAUGAGUGAAACCGGUGUAAGGGAUAAGAGCCCGAACCCCUCUUUCACUUACAACCGACCUAUGCGUGACACCGAUGGAAGUCCUGAGGGUGUCAAUUCCUCUUUCGCUUACAAUGGACCCAUUUGUGACACCAUUGGUAGAUAUGAGAUCAUGCACCCCUCUUUCGUUUACAACAGACCCAUGUGUGGCACCGAUGGAACGGAAAAGCAAUGCCCUACGACCGACUCUUCCAUCACAUUGGUAACCGACACGACGGGGGCUCUGGUUAAUGGCACGUCCGACCGACGAACAAGCGAUAGCAUAUGCAAAAUGGAGGUAUCCGACACACAAGGAAAAGGUACUCCGACAGCACAGAAUGAAGUGGGCAGCCCUCCAUGAUGCAUGCUGUACUGUGCGCUGAGAGGGAAGUACAUGAGCUGAAGUAGCAAGAAACAGUCGACAGCCUUGAGGGUGACAUUGAUCGAUUUUACACACGCAGCACGCAUAAUAAUAAUAAUAUUAAUACGCACGCAAGUCUCUUGUCCUGUUUUCAGCAAUCAAUGACAGGAAUGAGUAACUAGAACCGGCGGACCUGGCUGAUUACUCUCUGCGUGCAUUACACCUGGGCCCCAAAGGUCUCAAAGUCCAAGGGCAUCCUACCUGAUCCCAGUGGGUGGGUGGAGACAUCUAACACGGCUGUAUACCGGACGACUGUGGACAUGGCAGAGAAAUACCCAAACUAACCCAUUUGUAUUCCGUGAGAUGACAAGCCAAUACUUGCCAGGACAAUCCCACACUUAUGUAGUGAUCGCGUUUUACAUGAUCCAGUUUGAUUAUUAUCAUUCUUGUCUGUAGGGCAGGUCUAGCCAUUCAUCUCCCCCAGAGCCAGUCUUGUAUUGCAAGUGUACUGGCGCGAUCUGUUUCAUGACUGUUCUCUGUUUGAAAACGUGGAUGAGAAUUGAGGCGUGUGGUUGAACACCGCUGCUGAAUUCCACUUAGUGGCCUUUUUUCCAUUUUCUACUUUCCGUAAAGUCAGUCUGUUCCUAA